Molecule: messenger RNA, 500 nt
Organism: Aureobasidium pullulans EXF-150
Lineage: Eukaryota; Fungi; Ascomycota; Dothideomycetes; Dothideales; Saccotheciaceae
Exons: 1
Coding region: 48-329 (93 amino acids)
Source: RefSeq, a predicted model, not a curated record
GUUGACGAGAAUGGAGAGCUUGCUUUGAAUGAUUUGUGUUGUUGCACAUGCGAUGCAGCGAUUACUGGGUCCGAACACCGAAUAAAUCUGCAAUCGAAACCUGCAUUUACUCUAUUCAUAGGCGAAGUAGAAGAAGCGGUGAAAGGUACUCUGGUCGGAGUCGCACUGCUUCGUGUCUGACACAGCUCCCAGAAGUGUUGACGAGACGGCACCACAAUCGUGAUCACAAGGACGGGAUGUUGUUUGCAUUUCUAUCGUGUUUUUGGAUUUCAUCGGCCCAUCGGCCCUUCCUUCAAGAAGGGGGAACAUAUGUAUAUAUCGUACAGUAAUGAUUGGUAUUCAGCACUCAUUUGGUUAACGCCUGCAACAUCCUCCGACAUCAUUCGGGCCGAGAGCAAUGCAGGCGCUGUGGACAUGAGAGACUGAAGAUCGAGCAUCGUAAAGCAAGUAAAAGACAAAUAGAGUAAACCGCACGUUGGUAUCGAAAAACAAUUCUUUUC